AUGGAGGACGACGAACUUCAAGCGAUAAGAGCUAGACGCUUAGCUGAAUUACAAGCUAAAAGCGGUGGCUCUCAACCUUCUCAGGGCGGCUUCCCAAGUGCUGGAGGCGCCUCCAAAGAUGAUGCAGAGAAAAGCCAAAUGGAAGAAAUGCGUCGCAAUAUGUUAUAUCAAAUUUUGGAUAAUUCAGCUCGUGAAAGAUUGGGUAGAAUUCAGAUGGUGAAGGCAGACAAGGCACGCGCAGUAGAGGAUUUGCUGAUCAGAAUGGCUCAAACAAACCAAUUAAGAAGCAAAGUAACUGAAAAUCAGUUAAUUGAUCUUUUGGGUCAAAUCAAUAGACAGGAAAGUAGCGCUACAUCAAGCCGUAUUGUAUAUAACCGCAGACACUAUGAUGACUCUGAUGAAGAAUAUGAUAUAUAAUAUGAAAUAAACACCUCCCUUUCGUGAUGACGAUGAUGAUGGUGUACAAUGCUUGUAUUGUUUCAUUUCAUGUUGUGUAUUUUAUGUAAAGGAGAUAUCCUAAUGUAUUUACUUUACAACAACGGUUCAAGUUCGGUUAAAUAUGGGUAAAUCCAAGAUUUCUAAGAAAGUAUUCAAGCAGCAAACAACCCAGGAAUCAUAUUAGUGGGAAAAAAAAAA
Messenger RNA from Rhizopus microsporus ATCC 52813, 636 nucleotides. Its product is annotated as DNA-binding TFAR19-related protein. Lineage: Eukaryota; Fungi; Mucoromycota; Mucoromycetes; Mucorales; Rhizopodaceae. The record is from RefSeq and is a predicted model, not a curated record. Bases 1 to 417 code for a protein of 138 amino acids. Gene Ontology annotation, cellular component: nucleus; cytosol. The transcript is spliced from 6 exons. Gene Ontology annotation, molecular function: DNA binding.